Acinonyx jubatus (cheetah) is the source of this 342-nucleotide messenger RNA. RefSeq names its product dolichyl-diphosphooligosaccharide--protein glycosyltransferase subunit 4. Lineage: Eukaryota; Metazoa; Chordata; Mammalia; Carnivora; Felidae. The record is from RefSeq and is a predicted model, not a curated record. Gene Ontology annotation, cellular component: oligosaccharyltransferase complex.
UAGCGUCUAGUCAGUGGCAAAUGCUCUUUAAGAAAAAUAAAGACUUUAAGAGUGUCAGCAAUUAGGGGCCACCUGACUGGUUCAGUCAGUGGAACAGGCGACUCUUGAUCUCGGGGUUGUGGGUUCGAGCCCCACGGUGGGUGUAGAGAUUACUUAAAAAUAAAAUCUUAAAAAAAAAAAAGUGUCAGCAAUUAAAGAGUGGCAAGAGUCCGGGAGCAAGCCCAGCCGAUCAGGAUGAUCACAGAAGUGCAGCUCGCCUUCUUCGCCAACGUGCUGGGUGUGUUGCUCAUCCUGCUGGUUGUUCUCUAUCACUACGUGGCUGUCAACAAUCCCAAGAAAUAG